Gilbertella persicaria is the source of this 10251-nucleotide messenger RNA. RefSeq lists its product as uncharacterized. The transcript has 12 exons. The record is from RefSeq and is a predicted model, not a curated record. Gene Ontology annotation, cellular component: peroxisome. NCBI's taxonomy places the organism in Eukaryota, Fungi, Mucoromycota, Mucoromycetes, Mucorales, Choanephoraceae. The coding region runs from base 1 to 10251 and encodes 3416 amino acids.
AUGUCAGCAAAGACGGGAUCCAAGCUGAACACCACCAUUUCGGAAGAUAACAUUUCUAGUGGCUGCAAAGAAUAUAAAAAACCCGUUGCAUUAAAUGAAGGUCAAAAGCCUAUUGAAGCAAAAACAGCUGUCAUUCUUUUAAAGAAUUCUCGGUUAUGUACUAAAAACGAAUACACACAAUGGCUCUUAAAAAUCUUGUACCAGCCAUGCUCAAGAAGAGAAACGGAAGGCAAAAAUGUCUUGUAUUUAUCGAGAAGUAGAAGAAAGAUUUGGGCGACGGAUUUCUCCAUAAAUCAAGAUCCUGCAAGAUCGGAUGUUAAGAAAAAUAAAGAUCAGCUCUAUGUAAUUACACCAAAAACAAGCAUCAUGACAAUGAACCAAGAAAACAGACUAGUCUAUAUUGUUGAUUUGAGUUCAAGUUUGGCAACUGUUGGUAACACUCGAUCUGAUAUAUUGUUAUCAGAAGUAUUUCAAGCGUUAAGGAACUCAUUAGAGGGUGUGGUGCAGCCAUUUUCAAUGCAAGUAUCGCCUACAGAAAAAGUGGUGGUUCAACCAUCGUUACGCUUAACUGUAAUGGCAGAUUGCUCUCAAUUUGCGUCCAAUAUCAACAUCAUUCCCAUGCUUGCCGAGCAUCCAACUAUGAGAGUAUUUAUGCAGAACGAAGUGAUCUCAGUAUCGAACAUUCGUGCAAUCAUUCGAAAACUAAAAGCAGAGUUCCUGGCUUUUCAAGAAGACACAACUCAAUUUAGAAAGUUCAUGAGACGAAAUAGACAAAAAAUGGGAUAUAACUUAGAUGUGGGAAAUGAAGUAACGCCUCCUACAGAUGUUGGCGUUAUCAAUACACCCAAAUCAUUUACCAAAAGCAAAAUCCACAAAGAAUCACUAGAAAACGAACAAAAGACACCAACAAAUACUUCUUUUUACUCUUCUAACUCAAAAAAGAAGUAUGGGGUAUUGCUAUUACCAAGACAAGGUCGUGCACAGCUUAUAUUGAUUACAGACGGUGCAAUGAAAUCAAACGUACAUGACAAUACAUUUGUACGACAGUUUGCAGAAGAAGAUAUUACUUGUCAUGUUAUACAAAUUGGGUUCGCUAGCAGCUUUAUACCAGGACGCAAUUUUGGGUUUGUACCUGAUACAGAAAUCCUGCAGUUUCUGGCUCGUGCGACCAAUGGAACAUUCAUGUAUUCCAAAGAGUGUUUGACGAAUCCUGACUCAAAUACUUUUGUGUUUGAUCAGAGUAAUGAAGAGUCCCAAAAUACCACCAACCCAGAAAAGUAUCCUAUUGUACAGUUUAUUGAUAUCAACAAAGCAAAACAUAUUCAAACACCUAAUAUAUUCCAUCGACAAUUUCUAUUUCGAGAGACAGUAUUAACUCGUUAUCAUCACUCAGAAUUAAGGUUACAAGCAGAGAAAGAUUCGCAAUCACAACUCAAUCGCCGGGAAAUAUCUGGAAAUAGUAUGAGGGAUGCAAACAAUAGUAUCUCAUCCAUGAGAUACAAUUUUCCUUGGGAUCCAUAUGCAAAAGCACCUGAAGACGAAUGGAGAUUACUCAAAUAUAGAGAAUACACACUACCAGCAGAGUUUUCGCAUGUUAUUGCAGCCAGAGCACGUGAAGGAUUCACACUUCAGUCAGUGUUUUUUGACGAUGGCACUGGAUUCAGGCAUGUAGAGUCUGGUCUUCACGACCUAGAAGUAUCUGAUUUAGCUACUCUACGUAAGGAACGAAUCCAGAUCCUAAUGACAAUGCGAUGGCAGCCCAAUGUAACGAUAGAAUUUCGAAUCCGAGCAACUUGGCUUCCAACCAUUAUUGGCAAUGCACCCAGCUCGUACAAAAACGAAGAUAUCUUGAUGUCUAGCGGCAUUUUUUCUCGAGCAAAAGCACCUCGAGCAGAAAUAUUUGUCAGAACAGACGCUAGUUUUGCACAUAUGUUACAGAAUUGGGAUGUUUUUAGACGGCGAGCUCAAAUGAUGGGUGUGGUGACAGGCUCAAUUCAUGUUGGAGACACACAUACAGCCCCUAUCUAUUCAAAAAUUGAAAGACUCAAGACAUACCUGACUGAUAUUUACGAAGGCGACGAAGUAUUGAAGACAGUCAUUGGGUUUCCUAACAAGUUUUGGGUGGGCCUAGGAUCAAACAAUGACUCCAACGCUUCCUCACUGUUAUCAACAUCUUUUCAUUCAGAAUCAAAAAAUCCAAAUACAAUGUUGAGUCGUAUUGUUGUUGCUCAAAGAAGAUCUACUUUUGUGGAUGCUUUUAAGAACUUUUGGGAGCGUUUCAAUAGUUCAGAAGCAAGGGCAAGGACAAGGUGUUGGUAUGACCCUGGAUGUGUGGACCUUUUAGUAGGCGAUGUUUCGCCUUACAUGACACCAAAGCUUACUUCAGCUUAUAAUCAAGAGUUUGUGUCUAAUAUUGAACAAGAUAUCUUGCUCAUGCUCAAUAAUGUCAGACAAGUCAUCAAAGAAUGGGCAGAUUUUGAGGCAGAAGACGGUACAUUUGUUAAAUUGAUGCACAAAUUAAGUUCAAGUCCUUUAGCCAAUGCUGAUGAGCAAGUCAAAGAUUACUUUUCGGCUUCAUUAGCAUACCCUCCUGCUUUCUGUGAAUUACGAGUGAGACAUGAAUAUGGUCGUCUUAUUACAUUACGAUUACUCUUCUUUAACGUCGAAGUAGCCACUCGAAGAAGAACUGUAGAAUACAUGAGAUAUUUGAUCGAAACAAGCGAAAAGACCAAGAUGCCUUGUAAUAUGGUGUGCAGACGUCCAUUUUCUCGUCUAUUGAUGCGUGAUCCGAAGCAUUUUGCCGAUCCUUCCACUACAACUGAAAGUGAUGGAACUGCCGAAAAAAUACUUGGUAACUUGACUAAGAAUCAGAGUAGAGCAAAGGCAUGGUAUUUGCCUGUAGCAAUGUGGUUAACUAGUGAAUAUAUUGUGCGUGAUUACCUUAAACAUAUGACAUGGUGUUGGCAAACAGACAAUAGUCAAGAUGCAUAUCACAGAGAAAACAAAAUGAUGCCAGUACAUGAUUUAGCAUUUCAAUUUUUGUGUCAAGCACGAUUGGACCAGGGUUAUCAACUUGUUUCGCCUCGACCUGACAGUACUCAAUUCUAUCAGGAAAUAACUUUGCCUGGACGUAAUGGUAAAGAAGCAUCUGUUUGUGCUAUACAAUAUUUUGUAUGGAAAGAUCCAGCCAGCGGAAACAUUACGACUGAAUGGUGGAUGGAACCUAGUGGCAAUUUCGACUUUGAUCAGUACGAAUUAGUCAAGCGAUGGACUUUUGAACCUGACAAGAAAACUAUUUCUCAACUCGUCACUUUUGAUCAAAUACAUGAUGUUGGCCGGUCAAAGAAGAUUGGCGAUUUUAAGAGUAAACGUAGAGGGACACAUGCAGCAAUUUCAAUGGAAGAUAAUACACUUGUCAUGACACUUCCAAAACUGUUUGAUAUUGCUUCUGUUUUGAAGUCAAACAAGUUUGUUGUAGCAUCUUUUCAGUCACCACAAUACAAGAUGGUACUUUCACUACCAAAUCAACAGAAACAACCACAGUAUCAACAAAUUAAGCUAAAAUCACUCGCAUCUCAUUUUGACGAAAGCAACCUUGAAGGAAACGAUCAGUCAGGAUGCGCUACUCCUGUUUUAAAGGGAAAAAAUGCACCGCAGGCCAAGACGCAACGAUAUCUUCGUCGUCAUACACAUAACGCUCUUCCUGUGGGUACUACUACUGAAACAAAUAGUCCUCAAAAGCUGUUUAGUUUCAAGCCUGAUUCACUGCUUAACCAAAACAAAGAGACUAUUGCUAAGCUCAACGCCAUGCUACAAAGCUAUGCCUUAUUGCAUUACUUUGUUGAGCGUUCGCUAGAUUAUGUUUCUAGUGGGGAAAUCCUCAUUUCACAUCAUGAUAUAGGGACUUCUUUCUGGCAAGACCUGAGAAAGGCUUUGCAAUCAGUCAUUAAAGAGGGAAGGGCUUCUAGCGUAGGAUCCAUUGCGGAUCUUCGUAAAACUCGUUGCUUUGUAAAGACAUUUGAUCCUAGAUCCUUUGUUGUCAUUCUUUUACCUAACUUGGAGUCUAUCUCAAAUGGUUUACUUAAAUUGCAAGAAGACGAAAAGGCAAACUCAAAGUCGACGUUGGAAAACUGCCAUUUUUUAGAUGUGUACAUGUUUGAAUGUAUACGACAAAAGCCAAUGAGGCCUACAAAAAACGAAUUACUUUUUGCAAGUCCUCUAGAAGAAGCUAAUCGAAGCCGUAUUGAAAAGGUGGUUGAUGAUGCAGAUAAAAUUACUAUCAGGCCAGUCAAAUACCUUAUCCACAAAUCAGAUGGGCUUGGUGUUAUGUUGCGACCAGAACUAUAUGAAGGAGAAUAUAGUUCUUGUCAACCACAAGCUCAGCUAACAGAUCGAGUGCUUCGUGUUGCUCAAGACAUAGUUAAACAUUACUCUAUCAGCUUUUUGAAGUCCUUCUACACAUGUUUAAUGAGAGGCUUUGUGGUGGACGAUGACGGCCUAAGCAAGGCACUUGAAGUAUGCAACGAGUCUUUGAUGGAACUUGAUAUGACUGAAUUUGUCAAUACAAUGACAAUGCAAAGGCAUACAUCUGUACAUAGCGAAAUACAGGAAGUGGAAAUACAAGCUAAAUUCAAUGCUAUUCUCAAUCAAUAUUUUGAACCUGUAAGGACCAAAAAUGGAUCUAUCUCAAACUUGUAUUACUACAAGCCCCCUUUUAAGAGAUAUGACAAUAGCUCACAGCAAGAGAAUAUGACCAUGGAUGAGAAGAUCUCCCAUGUUGUAGAUCUUGUAGUGCAUUCACAAUCACCUUUGUUGAUUAAACUCUUUGUAGUUUAUAAAUCAAGCUCUAUAGGAGGUCAAGAACAAGAGGAAAUCACCGUUCCUAUUAUAUCUUUGCCGACUUCUUACACUGGAAAAACAACAGACGGAACUAGUUUUAAUUUCGAGAAUCAAGAAAACACUAUAAGUGAUAUGUUUCCUUUAGCAGAUGGAAGCACAAAGGCCUAUCUUCAACUUAUUUGUCUCAAUUUACCUCGUUCUGAUGCGAACGACUACACAAUGUCCGAAAACCUGUUCUCAAUUAAUAACGACAAUAUAUUGAUUCAACUCAUGCAAUCACAACCCGAAUGCUUUUCAUCACUUACACAAGACCAAAAAUUGGCUUUAGCAGAAACAGAUUCGAGAUUAAAUUGGUUGCUAAAAGAAGAGACUAUCCAUGGCUUAUUGAAGACACCUGUCAUUACGCUCUAUACAUUGAAGUAUGUUGAAUACCAACUCAGCAUGGUCAAUCCUUAUGCAGAGUAUCAAACCUCUUUCAAGAUUCCAUUUCAUUUUGUCAAGAAUUAUGCCCAAAGUCGGGAUGUGUUUAUGCUUGAACUUGAAAAAGACUGUUGUCGCAAAAGCAACCGAAAAUAUCAAUUAAGACGCUUGGAUGAUUAUUUUUAUGUUUGUCAAGACUCGAUUUUCAAUAUGGGCGAAGAGUCUUCUUAUUCAAACAGUGCUUCUCCAGUGUUUACCGAUGUAUCUCCUAUAGUUAAUGAAGCCGAACAUUUUGAGACUCACUUAUCAGCUGGAGAAGAUGAAUUUUGUGAUGGAUUAGGCAUUAGUCUAUCCCAAGGAAGAAGAGCCGAAGAAGAAGAGUGCAUGAGUGAUAGAGAAGGACCAAGCAUACCGCUAGAAAAACGUCCUCUUUAUUGGUUGAUAUUAAUCCCUCAAGAAAGAUAUAUUCAAAUUUACUUUUAUUCAAAAAUGCAGAUACUCGGUCCUGGGUUAGAAGUGUUGAAUCCUAUCAGAGAAAAGAUCAAAUCAGUCCAAGAAAAAACGAAUCGAUUGACCCUGUUAAAUUACCUACAAGAUACUCGCAUGUGCAGCAAGUAUUUAGAGGCGCCUAGUCCAGAACAAACCCAGGCAAUGCUUUCCGAUGAAGAAGAAUCAGAAGAAGAAAACACAAACCAAAAAGGCAAAGACACAUUUAACAAAGACGAACCUUUGAAUACAAUCAAGUUUCUGCCUGGCGAAUUCUCAUGCCCCCUUAUUUAUACUAAACGUUUCCCAUUGCACUGGCGCCUACAACCCAAUGUUGCGCUCAAGUUCCUUACAACAGAUGUUCUUCGACUUUUUACUGUCAUGAACAGAUCCAACAUGUUUGUCGUUGAGCGUGAUGGAUCGAUUGUCUAUUGUAAAAUAUAUGAAGAGUUACUUGAUGAAGAGACAGAAGGCUCACCCAACACUGUAUAUGGAUCACCAGCACAAACAAUAAGCGGAAAACCUACAGAAGAUGAUGCACAAACGUUAGUCGGUUUUAAUUCUACAACGGAUUCUACAUCCAAACAUGAUAUCAUAAAAAACUCUUCUACAUCUCCUCGUUCACGUGGAAUGAGUAGCAACAGAGUACCAAGCAAUGACAAGAGACAGCUUGUACUAGAAGUUUUUGGUAUUGAUUUGCCCCCUUGGGUUGAAAAAGAGUUUGUCAACAUGAUUGAAAACAGAUUAAUUUCCCAAAUCACUCUAAACGAAGUACAGCACUUCUUUGCUAGAAACACAACUUCCAAGCCUACAAUAGCAGAUGUAGAAUUUAUUAUUCCAACCUCAAAAACACCAACAAGAAGAGAGGUUCUACGAAUUCCUCGUCUGGUCAACAGCCCAUACAUAUUGAUGCAAUAUUUUGGCCAAUCUCUGACGGCAGACAAUAUUCGCUAUCUAACGGGACCUUAUGUUCAACAAGUUGUCAAGAGUUAUUACGAUCAUAUCUUCUUUUCAGAAAAAUCAUUUGCAAUUCAAGAAUCAUCCGCUCAUAGACCAAAAAGACAUGGAGAGAUGAUAAAAGAAAUUCCUCCUGGUGCCUACUGUUUUUAUUACAAUUGCACAAAACGUAUACCAAGCUCAUCUACCCCACUUGAGUUAUCAGCAGGUCAAGGCAUUGCCGGUAUUUGUUUGACUCUGUUAGAUGAGACAGGUACACCCGUUACGAGUCUAAAAGACAAUAGCAAGUCUGGAGCCAAUUUUGAUCCAGAGGUCAUCUAUGAUUGUCUUGAAGAAGACUUUAGGGAAGCAACAACAGGGGCUACUUUUUAUCAUAUAUGGGUCGAUAUCUGGGUCACUGGUUCAGCAGAUGGCGAUGCACUAAUGCAACAUGUCUAUGAAUGCUAUAAACAAAGUCUUUGUGAUUACUUUAUUGAAAAGACAGUAACGAUUGAUCUUGGUGUUGCCUUAUCUUUGGAUGGUGCGCUUCAGAAGGCAGUUUCAAACAAGAAAGAAGGUCGACUGGGAACAAUUGUUCGAAAGAAGUUUAUUGAAUCUGUCCUGUUUAUCUUGAAAAAGUCCUCUGAACUCAAGAGCCCUACAGUUUGCUGCAUGGAUCGAGCAAUACAAACAACUUUGUGGUGUAUGGAUGAUCUUGUGAGAUUCCUUGAUAUCGAACUUCGCAAGAUUCACCCAUCAUUAGCACCUACUGUGGCCUGGACAUCGAUAGGCAAUGAUGUUUGGGGAGACGAUACUGACAAGCCUAGUCCCAAUAGUAAAUGGGAGCUGUAUCGUGGAUUUCAAUACCGUCAACAUCAGAAACUACAGCACAAUAUUCGACUUGUAGCUAUAAGUGGCCUAGAUGAAUUUGUAGAAAAACUAGGAAGCGUAUCAACCUCAUUUGGCACAGAUAGAAGACCAAGUGCAACUAGCGAUACUGACAGUCUAAAAGCAAGAUCAAGAAGAAGCUCAGGCGAAUCUGCAAUGACUGAAGGCGGAAACAAUCGAAGAGGCAAAUCAGAUUUACAAGAUCAAUCUAGAGCCUCUAGCGCCUUGUCUAAUUCUGGCCUUAUUGCUAGACAUCGUCCUAAUGUUAACCCUGGGAAACAUUGCUUUUUGAUCAUGACUCUUGAUGUUCAUAGAUUAUCUAUCUAUACAUACAAUUGGUCAGAAUCUAUUUCUGAAGAACUCUUUGAUGGUAUUUUCCGUGUUGCAAAUCGCCAAGAAGCCCGCAAUGAUAUUAUGACUAAUAUACUGCAUCAAAAGAUGGGAUUAUUCCAUCAUACAACACCUAUCAAGACAGUCAUUGAAACACUGGAAACAACAGGAUCAGCAAGUCCUACGAAAUUCUUAUCAACCACUCUUUUUUCUACAGGUUCGGCUCAUCCAGCAUCAACACCACAUAUACACCUCACCUCACCAAAGUCAACUAAGAAGACCACUAAACAACACGAUACUAGUAUCAAAUCAGAUACAACAUCAAAUCCUCGUACACCCAAUCCCAUGAGACGUAAUGCUAAUAUGAUGAUGGGCAGUAGCCCUAGUCCUAUUUCUGCUAGUAUGCUUGAUUUUAAGGAUAUGAUUGCUUUUCCUACCGUUGCACCCUCUCACGAAGAACUGGACACAAAGCUAGGAGACAAUCACAGCUCAAUAUCUCGACAAACAGAACAAGAAAAGCACAUUGAUCGCAUUCUUCAGAAUUCACUCAUUCGCAACGCUGAAUUAGAUUGUGCAUUGAUGAACUCUAUUACUGACUCUGUUGCAGAUACUGUUAGAAGCAAAGACAUGGAUAUCCUUAGGCGCCAUGGCCAACCUUUCCUCGAGACAUUUUUACGCAGGGCUAAAAUACAAUCUGCUCAUCGUAAGGCGCUCAAGGUUUAUCUCAAAUGGAGAAAGCGAUAUGGUGAUCCUCAAGUGGAUGUAGCAAAGAACACGGAGAGAUUGUCUCGACCUGAGGUAUCAACGAUUAUGCGCUCCUCCCGCAUAUUGCAUUUUUGUAGAACACCUAUUAUUUUCUGCGAUCCUGAAAGGGAUUGGUCUAGUUUACCAGAAGAUUCUAAUGGAAGGGCUCUUAUUGUAAAGUGGUUUCAAAAUAUGGCUCGUGCACUUAUGUCUGAAUAUGCAAAAUAUCUAGAAGGUGCUGAUAUGCAGCUCAUUGACUUUGCCAAGGGUGAUACCAUAGUGGAUAACAAUCAAAGUGUAUUGAGAGUCUCAAAGUUUAAUAUUGGAAAACACUCAACGACAGAAUGCCCAUCUACUUAUCUACUUCGUGUGUUUGAAGGCGGCUCAAUCAUUUGCGAAAUCCGAUUGACCGGUGUAUUUGUUUGUGUCACUUUGUACAGCUUACAUCGACAAUAUGGCCGCUUGGAUUACAACCGUUUCCGCCCUGAAUCCAGAUCUAAGAAACGUAGUAAUUUUAAGAAGUUUGAAGAAAACUCUGGACACUUUAAACAAAUGAUCCAUAUCAACUCUUUUGUGUACGACUUUCAAUUACGUUAUAUUCAAGACAUGCUCAAUUCUCCAGAUAAAACACCACCUGAAUUGGAUAUUUUAUCUUUUGUACGCCAUUUUGCAACAGGAAAUCAACAGCCUCCUCCAUACUCAAAGAAUCGUCUUGUUCAUGGCUUUUACAGGUUUGAAGCUGACAACAUUCAAUCUAAAUCUUUUUUUGGCAGUUUGUUUAAAAACGCUCCUCGUCAUGGUCUAUCCAACAUCCCUUCAAGUAAUCGAUAUGCUGGUGUAGGUAUCUCUAGCUCAGACCUGUCGUUUAAUACCAGGUGUUCAACAAGCUCCAAUUGGAAAUACACUUUGAUUAUUUGUCCAACACAAGACUUAGAUAAUGCCACAAGCAUUGUUAUUGAAUACUUUGUUCUUGUAGUGUAUCAUGGUCCUAUUUUACCAGAAACGCUGUCAAAGCCUAGCUGGUCUAAAGGCAGCGGUAAUUCUCAUUAUAAGGACCUAUGUGAUAUUUCCCUUCCAGAACAAGGACUCACUUUAUUGGAUAUUGUAUCAAGUGCAAGAACAAAACUGGAUAGUAUUGUUUCUGAAGUUAUUAUUAGAAGUAAACGAGUUCAUGACUGGAGUAAGCUUUAUACAGCAGACCUAGGCCCAAAGAGAAACUUAAAAGCACUCCCCGAGCAUCCUGAACUAGUCCAACUUAUGAGCGAGUUUGAUCGUGUUGACAUCACUGAGGCAGAUAAGAAUAUGGCAACUGUAUUCAACAUGAAUCUCGACUGGCAUGCCGCUUUAGACACGGUUAAGUCAGCUACAAGAAGCACUUCAAAGGACUUUUAUAAAGGUGGGCAUCGACACUUGUUACUAUAUGGCGCUAGAUAUAUGGACUUUAUGAUUCAUUUACGUAUUAAUUCUGAAAAUCGCAUUGAAGGUUGGUUAGUGAGUCGUGAAAAACGAACAGACAAGACAGUAUUUGAAGGAGCUGAACGAGAGCAAAUGUCUAAUCUAGGAAAACUCUUCUAUUACUAUAUGUGGAGAGUGAUUGUUGGCAAAUAA